AUGACAGGCAGCAUCAGCGACUGGGAUUUGUAUCUUCGCAGGUGCUACCACAACCUCGUACCUGGUGGGUGGGUCGAACUGCAGGAGAUUGCUGUAUACUGCGAGUCGGAUGACGGGACGCUGACCCCAGACCACGCGAUUUCCAAAUGGAGCAAGCUGCUGCACGAGGCAACAAUCAAGCUUGGGCGUCCUUACAUUGACCCCGAAGGCCUUCCAGAGAAGGUGCAAGCUGCCGGAUUCGUUGACGUUGCUAUCACUGCGUUCAAGUGGCCGCUCAACGACUGGGCUAAAGACCCCAAGUAUAAGCAACUUGGCAGACUCCAGCUAGAAAAUGGUUCAGCUGGCAUCGAGGGUUUCACCAUGGCAGCGUUUACCAGGGCUUUCGAGUGGACUGCCGAGGAGGUCAACGUGUUCCUCAUUGACGUGCGAAAGGACGUCAACAACCGGCAAAUUCACGGUUACCUUCCAACGUAG
This is a messenger RNA of Colletotrichum fioriniae, 474 nucleotides long. NCBI's taxonomy places the organism in Eukaryota, Fungi, Ascomycota, Sordariomycetes, Glomerellales, Glomerellaceae. The record is from RefSeq and is a predicted model, not a curated record.